CUUCCGCUUCGUCUCGGCAAUCAUCAAGAAUGUUACGGCUUUGUCUUAUGACACGCGACCACUGGACAAGGAAGAGACUAUGACUGUGGGAAGUGAGCUUGCCUUGAUUCGAUGUCGAAAACGCCGAUGUCUUGAAAUCUAUGGAUCUGUUCACUCGUCAAUUCGGCGGCUUGAGUCAUGCCGUGGUCGUCGUUUUGAUCAAGAUCAGACUUCUUGUCGACCUCAGAGCUCUUCAUCGGUUGGUCAUUGUCCAUGAGAAGCUUCCUCGGGAGCUCGUUGACAAUGUUCGUCACCAGCUUGUGAGCAACAUCAUCGCCGUGAACAGGCAUACUGUCAAGAGUCAAGACCUCAGCCCGGAGAUCAAAAAGGUCGAAUCUCAAGUCAAUGAAUUUUGUCGAUACAUCGCGAAAGCCAACAAGCACUUCUGGCCAGCAUUGCUUGAUCCUGGACGUGAUUGACCGCGAGACCACUUACGACAGCCGCGGAGAUGAGCGCGAGAUGCAGCUCUACCUGGUCUACUCUUAUGAUGCUUGGAAGGAGACAUCUGGUGCCAUCGAUGUCAUCAGAGAGAAGACCAGCAACAAGCUUUGAUAAAGAAGGUCAAAGUCAGGUAUAAUAUGAGUAGAGCGACACACUAAUAUAUCAACACAUCCCCGUCCAAGUAGGUUAU
This is a messenger RNA of Aureobasidium pullulans EXF-150, 670 nucleotides long. RefSeq lists its product as uncharacterized. The record is from RefSeq and is a predicted model, not a curated record. Bases 141 to 458 code for a protein of 105 amino acids. The transcript has a single exon. NCBI's taxonomy places the organism in Eukaryota, Fungi, Ascomycota, Dothideomycetes, Dothideales, Saccotheciaceae.